AUGGGUGCCUCUGAAGAUCGCGAUAUUUGUUGCGGUGUCACUCAUCGUAUCCGCAUGGUGGAUUUUGCCACACCGGGCAUGGAUAGUGAGUAUCUCAAGAGCAAGCAAUAUCACGCACCGUUUAGAUCGGCAGUUAACAAAGAACCUUUCCAGCCCUUGGCAGCUGAGCCUGCACAAUAUGGAGUUUCAGAUCCGGUACUUUCAGCGCCAAUUGAUAUAAUUGCGGAAGACACACCGUUGUCAGACGACGAUCAAGAGCCAAUAUUUUCAAGCCCAGUCGAUGUAGACUUAGAAAACACAUCACUUCCAGAAGACGACAUUGAGCCCGAAAUCUCAGCAUCAGUCAAUACGACCGGAGGGGAUAGACCGCUUAUUGUGUACGCCUAUUCUGAGUCUGACAAUGCCCGAGCAAACCUGAGGUUCUUCAUUACAAAGGGGCUUCACAAUGCGGCCGACUUCGUGUUCAUAUUCAACGGAGAUUCAGGGGCGGCGAGAAUGGUUCCUCGCAAGCCUAACGUCACGGUUGUGAAGCGGGACAACACAUGCUUCGACUUGGGUGCCAUUGGAGAAGUCCUUCGAAAGAAUAAUCUGUGGAAGAGGUACAAGCGCUUUAUCACGAUGAAUGCAAGCAUUAGGGGCCCUUUCUUGCCCUGGUGGAGCAAAUCAUGCUGGACAGACUUAUAUCUUAGCAAAAUCACAGAGACAACGAAGCUGGUUGGUAUGACGGUGAAUUGUCAACCCAGAAUGCAUGUCCAGUCCAUGAUCCUCGCAACAGAUGAUGUGGGCAUGGGUAUUCUACUCGACCCUGCCUUCGCGCUUUCUGCAUCACAAGAUGAUGAGUUCGGUUCAAAAGACAACCCGGUUGGGCUUAGCGGGUGUUAUGGAGACUGGAACGCCGCUGUACAUGCUGAAAUCGGGACGACAGGUCUUAUUAUGAAAUCUGGCUACAAAGUCGAUGCAAUGAUGACAGCUGCACAUACAGUCAUUGGUGGAGUCGAGGCGUACUGUGAAGCUACACAAGCUGGAGAUGUUCUAUUUGACAAGGAGUACUUUGGAAUGAAUGUCCAUCCCUACGAGACAGUUUUCAUCAAGGCGAACCGAGAUGUCGACCCAUGGGUGUUGGAUUCUAUGACGGAAUGGCAUUUGAAAAUGAAUACCCGCAGUUCCGAUGGUUGCGGGAUAUGA
Messenger RNA from Colletotrichum siamense, 1185 nucleotides. RefSeq lists its product as uncharacterized. Lineage: Eukaryota; Fungi; Ascomycota; Sordariomycetes; Glomerellales; Glomerellaceae. The record is from RefSeq and is a predicted model, not a curated record. Bases 1 to 1185 code for a protein of 394 amino acids. The transcript has 2 exons.